AUGGAGACAGCAAUAGCAACAGUGUUCUACCUUGACAAGUCACCAUACAAAAACGAAAAGCCGUAUUUCUGCUGCCUCCCACCGGAGCUUUUGCAAGGAAAUUCUUCAACUAAUCACGUCCAUAUCCCAGCCGAUAUCACCGUCACCAACAUCAGAAGCGAGGUAGCAACAUUCAGCCUCGACGAAAAUGGCUUCGAGGUGGCGGAACAGACCCUGGAUGACCAGUUCAAUUAUGAGAGCGUGAAGUCCGGCAGCGAGAUCGAGCAGCGCUACAUUCAGGAAAUGGAAGCGUUUCUGACAGAAAGAUUCGAGGCCAAGAAAGUCGUCGUCUUUGAUGUAGAGACUCGGAAGAGGAACCGCGAAUUUCCGGGCAACAUCGGGCAGAAGUCAAGCUUGGAGCAGCCUGUCCGUGGUGUCCAUGUUGCCAGCGCAAUCGAGAGAGCUGUGUACAUUGUCCGGCAACAUAACCUCGACGAGCAAUUGCUUUCUGGGAGGAUGCAGAUCAUAAAGUCAGGUGCCUCACUCCUGAUCAUGCCAUCCAUUGGUGCUGACCUAUCUCCAACUCGAAGCUCAUGGCGGCCGUUCUUCUCUGACCUCGAGGACUGGCCGUUGGGGUUGUGCGAUGCCAGAACCAUUGACAUCGAGGAAGAUAUAAUACCUUCCGAUACGGUAUUUCCGAACAACGUCGCGGAAACGCUACAAGUCCACCGAUCCUCGGCCCAUAAAUGGUACUUUCUUGACAAACAGUCGCAGAAUGAGCUGCUGCUAUUCAAGAUCUUCGAUUCGGAUGAUACCAGCUCCAGAGGUAAGUAA
Podospora bellae-mahoneyi is the source of this 813-nucleotide messenger RNA. RefSeq lists its product as uncharacterized. The record is from RefSeq and is a predicted model, not a curated record. NCBI's taxonomy places the organism in Eukaryota, Fungi, Ascomycota, Sordariomycetes, Sordariales, Podosporaceae. The transcript is spliced from 3 exons. Gene Ontology annotation, molecular function: oxidoreductase activity. Bases 1 to 813 code for a protein of 270 amino acids.